ACCCAAUUCAAUUUCAUCCAUGUGGUCGAGUGACUCGCAGAGCCACCUGGAGUCGUCUCCGCCGUCGUCCGGCAGCAGCAGCAGCACCCCCGACAUUGCUGCCGCGCCAGACCAGCCCCUGCUGCACCACCACGCAGCCGCUGCAGCAGUGACUGAAUCGACCCCGGACGACCAGCAACGAGCGGGAGCGCAUUCACCCGCCUCAAGAUUAAAUAUCCGCCCUCAUGGCGCCACCACGACUGAGUCUGAGUCUGGAGCUGAGCCCACAUCGUGGUCCACUGCUACUGAUGCUGCUACUACUAAUGCUGCUACUGCUGCUGCUGCUGCUGCGGUGGAUCGUCGACCGAGCGACACCCAAGCGACGCGACGCGCCCCGCAAGUCACCAUUACCAUCGAGGAAGCCGAGGACGAUCAUCAUCAUCACACAGUCGGAGAUGAUGACAAUGACACACACACUCAGUUGGGCGACUUUCGACGGCGCACAGUCGACGACAACGACGAGGGCUUCGAUCGACGCUCGUUCAUCAUGGCGCUGGAUGCGAGCAAUGCCGCCGACGCGCUGUCCAUGCUCGAUUACCAGGCUGAGGUGGACGGAGGGGACUCGACCGUCAUCAAGUCACACGUCCCGCCACCACGGCCCCACGUCGCUCUGCAGCCAGGCGUGCUGUACACGCUGGUCCCAGCGGAUGCCGGUGGACAGGAGCACGGGGCGGUUGAUCAGGGACACGUCGACACCCAAUUCAACCAGUCGCGUGACGCCAUCCCGCUUCAGGAUCUGACCAAGAACAGCUCACACAAACACCAAGGGCAGGAUGAGCACGCAACGGAUGCAAAGCAGCAGCAGCAGCAGCAGCAGCAGCAGCCAAGAAAGCAACGACCAAAGAGCACGCUCGAUGCUGCAGGCUGGUUUAGCGUCUUUACAUUUGCUUGGAUGAGCGAGUUGUUCCGGCAAGGCAAGCGAGCGCCGCUGGAAGACGAGGACAUCCCAAUGCUACCUCAGCAAGACACUGCUGUUGAUGUGACAGACAGGCUGCUAUCGGCUUGGGAAGUCGAGCGCGAGCGUGCCAAGGCCAAAGGGCGCGCUCCCAGUCUCGGUCGCGCCUACAUUCGUGCAUUCGGAGGUCGGUUUGCAGUUGCCGGGUUGUACUGCGUGCUUGAGAACAUUUUCCAGAUCGCCCAACCUGUAUUCCUCGGGUUUAUCAUCACCUUUGUGGCGGAUCCCGAUGCUCCACUUCGAGAUGGAUUGCUUUAUGCGCUCGGUCUUUUGCUAUGUGUUGCCUUCUUUGCCGCGGCUCAUCACCACUACUUUUUCGCAACCAUGCGGCUGGGCAUGCAAUGCCGCGUUGCUGCUGUUGGUGCCAUCUAUCGCAAGACUCUUGCCAUCUCUCAAACCUCACUGGGUCGAAUGACCACCGGUGAAAUCGUCACCAUGAUCUCUGGUGAUGUGCAGCGAUUUGAUUUGACGCUGCCAUUCUUGCACGCCCUUUGGAUGGGCCCGGUGUCGAGCGGCGUCAUCUUGUGGCUCACUUGGCGCGAGGUGGGCCCUUCGGCACUGGCCGGCAUCUUUUCCAUCUUCUGCUUGCUCACACCCGUUCAAGCCUUUUCGGCCAAGCUGUUUGGGCGCUGGCGUUCCAAAACCGCCAAACUCACGAGCGAGCGCGUCCGCAUCAUGAGCGAGGUCAUUUCGGGCAUGCGCGUUGUCAAAAUGUACGCCUGGGAGCCUGCCUUCAACGCAAUUGUGUCGGCCGUGCGAGGGCGUGAAAUGAAGCAAAUCUUCAACGCGGGCUACAUGCGCGGUGCGAACAUGGCCUUCUUUUUCGUUUCGCCGACGUUCAUUGGCUUUAUCACCUUCCUGGCGUACACUCUGUCCGGCAACUACCUGACAUCCAAGAAUGUGUUUGUGACAGUCUCGCUCCUCCAGGUGGUGCGCAUGAACAUGACCCUCUUCUUCCCCGUCGCGCUUCAGGGCAUCUCGGAAACGAUGAUUGCCUUGCGUCGCAUCCAAGCCUUUCUCGAGAUGCACGACUUUGGUGAGCAGAAGCUCGACUGGGGCACCUCGCCCGAGGCGCUGGCGGCCACCAAGUCCAGUCAGGUGCCCCAACACAGCAAGUAUGACAAGCUUGCCAGUUCAGAUUCAGUGCAAACUCCCGACCUCGAGGCGGGUCUGCCUCUCAAGUCCCGCACCUCGUCCGUGCUAAGCCUGGGCUACACACCGGCCGAUUUCCCUUCUGGCGCACCCGGUGCAGAGGUGCUGGCCGAGUACGCACACGAGCCGCGGUUUAUUCACGUCGAUCACUUGCUCGCGUCGUGGGACGAGACUGAGGUUCUUGUGCGACGCGGUGAAAUCAAGCGAGCUCGUGCAGCUGCCAACAAGACUGCGCGUCUUGCCAAGGCGGCGAGUGCGUCUGGCGAUGCAAAGCCCGUUGUUCGCCGUAAGAGCAGCAAGUUGCUCCGUUCGAGCAAUCCAAGCACUGGCGAUGCCGCCGACAAAAGUAACGCGGGCACCGAUGACAAGAAGACAAAGUCGUCCGAUCCUCCGCUGCCCGUAGAAGGCGAGUCUCGCGUCACGCUUGAAGAUGUUGGCUUUCAUGUCAGCCCCGGCCGUCUUCUGGCAGUCAUCGGCCCUGUCGCAUCUGGCAAGAGCUCGUUGCUGUACGCCCUUCUCAAUGAGCUGCCCGCAGUGGCUGGUACAGUGACAAUCAAGGGUCGGAUUGCCUACGCUGCCCAGGAGUCGUGGAUUAUUGCAGGCACUCUCCGCGAGAACAUUACUUUCGGUCUGCCUUUUGACCAGGCCAAGUUCGACCGUGUUACAGCAGCCUGUGCGCUUGACCGCGACAUUGCGUCGUUCGAGAACGGUGAUUUGACUGAAAUUGGCGAGCGUGGUGUCACCCUGUCUGGCGGGCAGCGCGCGCGAGUCUCGCUCGCUCGAGCAGUGUACUUUGAUGCCGACGUCUAUCUGCUCGACGAUCCUCUCAGUGCCGUUGACGCCCAUGUGGGCCGGCAUCUCUACGAGCACUGCAUCAACGGCAUUCUGCGCGACAAGCCUCGCAUUCUGGUCACGCACCAAGUGCGCUUCCUCGAAGACGCCGAUGAAAUUCUCAUGCUUCGCAAUGGCCAAAUUGAGGACAUCGGGACGUAUCAGGAUUUGCUUGCGCGUGGUCACGAUCUUUCCGACACUGGUACCCAGACGCCCAACGUGCAUUCGGAAGUCCCCGAGGAGGCUGCGAAGAGUGCUUCCGCUCCGCUUGUUGCGGCUGUGACUUCCAAGCUCCAAGACAACAAGGAGGCCAGCCAACCGGCCGCUGGAUCUGGCCAGCUGGUUCAGAAAGAAACCAAAGCGACUGGUGUUGUGUCGUUGAAGGUCUACUGGGACUUUUUCCGCGCAGCUGGUCCUCCGAUCGUGUUUUUCAGUCUCAUCUUGAUUUGCAUGCUGGCCCAAGGGUUGCUUAUGGGUGCGGAUUACUACUUGUCGUACUGGUCUAACAUCCCCGUGGCAGAUCGAAACAACGACGAGCAUCUUGGAAUCUUCGGAGGGUUGCUGUGCGCUGCAAUGGUGGGAGCGGUUGCUCGCGCCGUCUUCUUCUUCCAUGUCACGCUGACUGCAUCGCGCAACUUGCACGACUCCAUGUUUGCACGACUCUUGCGGGCGCCCAUGAGCUUCUUUGACACCAACCCGACGGGUCGUGUGCUCAACCGAUUCUCAAAGGACAUUGGCUUGAUUGACGAGACGAUGGGCCUGACCUUUUUCGACUUUGUCCAGUGCUUGCUCUUGGUUGUGGGCUCCUUGCUCCUCGUCGCCGUGCUGAAUCCGUGGGUGUUUAUUGCGAUGCUUCCGCUCGUCCUCGGUUUUGCCUGGCUUCGCGGCUACUACCUCGUGACUGCGCGAGAGAUCAAACGCAUCGAGGGCAUUACUCGCUCGCCCGUCUUUUCUCAUUUCUCCGCCACCAUCCAAGGCAUCUGCACCAUCCGUGGCUACAACGUCACCAAGCCAUUUUUGGCAGACUUUCAGCGGUACCAGGACGGACACACACGGACGUGGUUUGUCUUUUUGGGCUCGGCGCGUUGGCUCGGAUUCCGAUUGGAUGUUCUCAGCAUCCUGUUUGUGGCCGUGGCCGCGUUCGCAGCCGUGUUGGCACGCUCGUCGCUCGAUCCUGGCAUCGUGGGCCUGUCCCUCUCCUAUGCCAUCCAGCUGAACGGCAUCUUCCAGUGGUGUGUGCGACAAAGUGCCGAGGUCGAGGCGCUGAUGACCUCGACCGAGCGCGUGCUCGAGUACACACGGCUCCCCGAGGAGGCGGAAGACGAAAUCGAGGCCACCAAGCCCGCCCCGGAAUGGCCGCCUGCCGGUGGAGUGUCCUUCCAAGGUCUCACCAUGUCCUACCGCCCUGGCCUUCCGCCCGUGCUUCGCAAUCUCCAGUGCCGGAUUGCAGGUGGCGAGAAGGUUGGUAUCGUUGGUCGCACUGGUGCUGGCAAGAGCUCUCUCAUGCAAGCCCUCUUCCGACUGACCGAACCCACUGAGGGCUUGAUUGAAAUCGAUGGCGUCGACACGAACAAGCUCGGAUUGCGACACUUGCGGUCCAAAAUUUCAGUCAUUCCGCAAGAGCCGGUGCUCUUUAGUGGCACGCUUCGUGGCAACCUGGAUCCGUUCAACCAGCACUCGGAUUCCGAGCUGUGGGAGGCACUCGAGCAUGUUCAGCUCAGCACCGCAAUCAAGGAGCUGCCCGACCAGCUCAAUGGUCGCAUUUCCGAGGCUGGUGGAAACAUGAGUGUCGGUCAGAAGCAGCUCAUUUGCUUGGCGCGUGCCAUUCUCCGCCGCAACAAAAUUCUCGUUCUGGACGAAGCCACCGCCAGCGUGGACCUCGUCACGGACGAGUUGAUUCAAAAGACCAUUCGAGAGCAGUUUGCGGACUGCACAGUGUUGACCAUUGCCCAUCGUCUGAACACUGUGAUGGAUGCCGACAAGAUCUUGGUGAUGGAUCGCGGCCAAGCGCUCGAGUUUGACGAGCCGCAUGUUCUUCUCACACGUCCCUCGGCCGAGGGAGGUGUCUUUUUAUCUCUUGUCAACGAAACCGGCCCCUUCAAUGCACAAAUCAUCAAGCAAGCUGCCCGAGCCAAGCACGAAGAGCGCAAGAUGCAACGACAGUAACUUUCUGAGGGCCCUCUUGUCCUUCCUCACCGCUCGCAGCCGUCGUCUUUCUUUCAGAGCUUAGAUAAUUUCCCCACCCCCUCUGUUUUCCUCUUGAGUGUACCAUUGUCUCUGUAUUAUUACUACAAGUGUA
This is a messenger RNA of Capsaspora owczarzaki ATCC 30864, 5276 nucleotides long. RefSeq names its product ATP-binding cassette protein C4 splice variant A. Gene Ontology annotation, cellular component: membrane. Gene Ontology annotation, molecular function: chloride channel activity; ATP hydrolysis activity; ATP binding. Gene Ontology annotation, biological process: transmembrane transport; monoatomic ion transport. The record is from RefSeq and is a predicted model, not a curated record. Lineage: Eukaryota; Filasterea; Ministeriida; Capsasporidae. The transcript has 6 exons. The coding region runs from base 20 to 5143 and encodes 1707 amino acids.